Messenger RNA from Sorex araneus (European shrew), 1265 nucleotides. RefSeq names its product caspase-12-like. Gene Ontology annotation, molecular function: cysteine-type endopeptidase activity. The transcript has 10 exons. The record is from RefSeq and is a predicted model, not a curated record. NCBI's taxonomy places the organism in Eukaryota, Metazoa, Chordata, Mammalia, Eulipotyphla, Soricidae. Gene Ontology annotation, biological process: proteolysis. Bases 17 to 1258 code for a protein of 413 amino acids.
UAGGAGCUGAACAGCAAUGGCUGGGAAAGAUGAUCCGGUUGAUAAAAUCAAAGUAAUGACCAAGAAAUUCGUCGAUGGUUUUGUGGAAAACUUACUGGACAGAGAUGUAAUAAAUAGGAGAAAUUUACAAAAAUUAGGAAAUACGAUUGGCGACAUUGUAAAAGGGACUCAAAACCUGUUUGAGGAGUUCAAGGAGCAGAGCGAAAAGGGCAACAUUGUCAUGGUCAUUGGCAACCCCAAGAAACAGCUGAGUUUAAAAUUAGUGCCUGAGAAUCAGGAGAGUGAAUCCGAGAAUGAGACCUCUUCUUCUGUGACUGAAUCAGAAGAUGAGAAUAAGAAAAGUGAAGAUAAGGGAAAAGUUGGAUCAGCCCAGGCAUUGGCUCUCCCUUCAACAGAUCCUUUACAACACAGUGAUGUAUUGAAGCUUUGUCCUUCUGCUCACUUCCAUGAAAUAAAGACAAAGAAGGCAAAUGAGAUAUAUCCAGUGAUGGAGAAGGAAGGUCGGACUCGCCUGGCCCUCAUCAUCCACAACAGGGAUUUUCGGUAUAUUGCUGUUCGAAAAGGUUCUGAAAUUGACCUUUGGGGCAUGGAGUCUCUGCUUAAAGACCUUGGAUACUCAGUGAUCGUAAAAGAGAAUCUCACAGCACUGGAAAUGGAAAAGGAGCUAAAGCUCUUUGCUGACCGCCAAGAGCACCUGACCUCAGACAGCACAUUUCUAGUAUUCAUGUCACAUGGCAUGCAGGAAGGAAUCUGUGGAAUAAAUCACAGGGUGGGAGAGCCCGAUCUUCUUUCUGACGAAACCAUCUUCCAAACUUUCAACAACCGCAAUUGUAAGAACCUAAGGGAUAAGCCCAAGAUCAUCAUCACACAAGCCUGCCGAGGUGAUGGGAAAGGGAUUGCCUGGGUGCCUGACCAGGCUGAGGACUCUGCACGCAGACAGCCUGAGAGGCCCUUUCUGAACAGUGGAAUGAGCACCUUCAUCUACAGUGAUGCAGUGACCCUGAGCCAUCUGGAGAGGGACUUCAUUGCUUUCAAAUCUUCCACUCUAAAUAAUGUUUCUUGGAGACUCGAUUCCAGUGGCUCUAUCUUCAUUUCCCAACUGAUUCGCUGCUUCAAAACCUAUUCUUGGUGUUGUCAUUUGGAGGAGAUUUUUCGAAAGGUUCAGCAUUCAUUUGAGACCCCAGGUGACCUGACUCAGAUGCCCACAAUUGAUAGAGUGACCUUGACGCGCUAUUUCUACCUCUUUCCUGGGAAUUGAAACUCGC